Molecule: messenger RNA, 1022 nt
Organism: Chrysochloris asiatica (Cape golden mole)
Lineage: Eukaryota; Metazoa; Chordata; Mammalia; Afrosoricida; Chrysochloridae
Gene: DHRS9
Product: dehydrogenase/reductase (SDR family) member 9
Exons: 4
Coding region: 60-1022 (320 amino acids)
Source: RefSeq, a predicted model, not a curated record
GACACCAUCUUCUUUUAUUUCAUGAGAAAGGAGUAUCCUUAUAAUAUAUAGAAAGAAAAAUGCUGUUUUUGUCAUUAGUCCUCCUAAUACUCUGUGGGUUUCUGUGGAAUUACAAAAGACAGCUAAAGAUUGCAGACAUCACUGAGAAGUACAUUUUCAUCACUGGGUGUGACACGGGAUUUGGAAACUUGGCCGCCAGAACUUUCGAUAAAAAAGGAUUUCGUGUAAUUGCUGCCUGCCUGACCGAAUCGGGAUCAACAGCUUUAAAGGAGGAAACCUCAGACAGACUUUACACCGUGCUUCUAGAUGUGACCAACCCAGAGAACGUCAAGAGAACUGCUCAGUGGGUGAAGAACCAAGUUGGGGAGAAAGGUCUCUGGGGUCUAAUCAACAAUGCUGGUGUUCUUGGAGUGCUAGCUCCCACUGAUUGGCUGACUGUGGAGGACUACAGAGAACCUAUGGAAGUGAACCUGUUUGGACUCAUUAAUGUGACAUUACAUAUGCUUCCCUUGGUCAAAAAAGCUCAAGGAAGAGUUAUCAAUGUCUCCAGCAUUGGAGGCCGGCUUGCAUUAAGUGGAGGGGGAUAUUCUCCAUCCAAAUAUGCAGUGGAAGGAUUCAAUGACAGCUUAAGACGGGACAUGAAAGCUUUUGGGGUGCAUGUCUCAUGCAUCGAACCAGGAUUGUUCCAAACAGGAUUGUCAGAUCCAAUAAAGGCAAAUAAAAAAAAGCAUGCUAUUUGGAAGCAUCUGCCUCCAGACAUCAAACAACAAUAUGGAGAAGGUUACAUCGAUAAAAGUCUAGAAAAAAUGAAGGGUAAUAAUACAUCAUAUAUAAACGUGGAUCUCUCUCUGGUGGUAAAGUGCAUGGACCAUGCAUUAACAAGUCUCUUCCCUAAGACCCGUUAUACUGCUGGAAAAGAUGCCAAGAUUUUCUGGAUACCUCUGUCUCACAUGCCAGCAGUUUUGCAAGACUUUUUAUUGUUGAGACAGAAAGUAGACCUGGCUAAUCCCAAAACGGUGUGA